Messenger RNA from Zeugodacus cucurbitae (melon fly), 654 nucleotides. RefSeq lists its product as uncharacterized. The transcript is spliced from 2 exons. NCBI's taxonomy places the organism in Eukaryota, Metazoa, Arthropoda, Insecta, Diptera, Tephritidae. The record is from RefSeq and is a predicted model, not a curated record. The coding region runs from base 213 to 569 and encodes 118 amino acids.
CUGUUAUGAAUCAGAAAACAGCUGCGGAGGAAUUAUGACAAUUCAUUGAAUUAAAAUUUUUCACUAAUUUUGAACAGCGAUAACAUUACUUUCGGAUUAAGUCCUUGUGAACUUUGAAGAUAUAUUUCAGGUAAUUCCAUAUCAAUUGUUAAGGAGUGAGUUCGUGUUAUAAAUCAAGUUUAGAGAGAUUAAUUGAGAAGGGAUCGCACCAAAUGAAUAUUGAUGCUUUCCAGCAGUCGUUAAAUCAAUCACUGCAAGCCCUUGCGUUAAAAUUGGAGCUAUUUGUGGGCGUGGCAGUGCAAACAGUUGUUUCAUUCCAGCACGAAUUAACAGAGACAACUCGCGAUUGGCGUAGUCCUAUAGAAUUUUCAGCACUGCAGUUAACACUGCUGAAAGUGCUGCUGGUUUUGCUACUGGGUACGGCAGGCUUAAUAGCAUACUCGUGGCGUGUAUACGGAAAAGUAAUAACUGAAAAAUUUGUUCGGCCGAGCACACUCAAAGAAAUUGAAGAGCUUAAGUUAUCUGUUGCCAAAUUAAAAUUGCCUAAGGAACAUUCACCAAGAAUAUAGGGCACUUGGUUUGUUUUUAAAUAACCAACAUGUCGAAAAUCAAAAAGUUCUUUUCUCGGAAAAAGGAGGAAGCAGCAUUUAAGGU